AGCAACUGAUGAGACAGACCUUCUCUCCUUUUGGACAAAUCAUGGAAAUCAGAGUUUUCCCCGACAAAGGGUAUUCAUUUGUGAGGUUUAACUCCCAUGAGUCAGCAGCCCAUGCCAUUGUGUCGGUGAAUGGGACCUCAAUAGAGGGACACAUAGUCAAAUGUUACUGGGGUAAAGAGACCCCAGACAUGAUGAACCCAAUGCAACAGAUGCCUAUGCCCCAGCAGAACAAGAUGAGCUUCCCAGCAGCAGCCCAGCCCUACGGCCAGUGGGGCCAGUGGUACGGCAACGGGCCCCAGAUCAGCCAGUACGUCCCCAAUGGGUGGCAGGUCCCCACCUACGGCGUCUACGGCCAGGCUUGGAACCAGCAGGGCUUCAAGUAAGUAGCACGGUCUGCACAGGGCUCCCAUUCACCGCCUCCUCCUACUCCAGCACCACCAGAGUCCCCCCUUCAAGACCGGGGCAGCGAGAGCCAGCUCUGGCCACAGGAGGGGGCUGUGACCUCCCUCCUCCAACCCCAAAACCUCUCUCAUCCCCUCGCCAGCCCCUCACCUCACUCAUCUUGAGAACAUUGAGAAAUAAGCACACAGACACACACAGAACAAUCGGAACUUUAAUUUUGUUGUUAAUCAUAUUUCAGUGUGUCACUGUGCACAGCACAAAAUGUUGGAUCACUUGAAUUUAACGCAGAAAAGUUAAAAUACUGCAGUCCAAAAAUAAUUGUCAGAAAACGUAAACGAGCUCAAGGCUAAUUUUUUUUUUUUUCAUUUCAAAAGUAAGAAUUGACUGACCAAGAUAAAAGCUGAAAGCACAGAACAAAGAUUUCUCUUUACUGUCCACACCUGCGGAUAGAUUGUUGAUGAAGAAUUAAUUUCCAUUUUUGUACAACUGCCUCCUGUGUGUAAGGACUGUGUUCUUCAAGGCUGUUGAGUUCUUUUUGUAUGUCUACAUUCAUGUCAUAGCUUUUUACAGUAUUUUCAUUUUUUUUUUUAUUUCAUUGAUCUUUUUGACAUAUACCUGAGGAUUUAAUCUGUAUAUGAAUGUCAGUAGGACAUGUUAAAUAUCUUUUUGUAGGUUAUCAAAUUUUGUUUUUAUUCAGACAGCCUGUGUGCAGUCACUUUUUGUGCACCCAAGAAAAAUAAAGGAGAGGCCAUA
Messenger RNA from Plectropomus leopardus (leopard coralgrouper), 1155 nucleotides. Lineage: Eukaryota; Metazoa; Chordata; Actinopteri; Perciformes; Serranidae. The record is from RefSeq and is a predicted model, not a curated record.